Molecule: messenger RNA, 2010 nt
Organism: Salvia hispanica
Lineage: Eukaryota; Viridiplantae; Streptophyta; Magnoliopsida; Lamiales; Lamiaceae
Source: RefSeq, a predicted model, not a curated record
AUGCUGAGGAGUCAAAUUGCAAAAUCACUGAAAAACAUUAAACCCUUUCGGAAAACCUCCUCUUCUCUAAAACCCUACUCCCACCGGCCGGAGAUGAGCAUGAAUUCCGUCGAAGAAUCUCAAGUUGGGAUUCUCUGCUACAUUUCUCAACUUCCCGGCUUCCGAGGAAUUCUCAAGCAGAGAUAUUCAGAUUUUAUUGUUAAUGAAGUGGGUUUGGAUGGAAAUGUUGUUCAUUUAACUACGUUGGACUCUCCGUUGGAGAUUGCAGUGGAAAAGAAAGUAGAAGUAGCUGAUUUACAGGAAAAAGAUUAUACUAAUGAGAUAGAAUCGUUCAGAGUUCUUGCUGGUGAUUCUGAUGUUGAGAAAUUGAAAAAACUCAUUGAUCAAGUUGUUUCAGGAGUUAUUAACGAUGAUGAAUCUAUUGUUCUUUCUCCGAGCUCUGACAAAUCUCAUCGAACUGCUGUUCAUAACUUCUUCAAGGAGAGAAUGAAAUUCCUUGUUACUGACACAGUGGAUGGGCCUGAUUCUUCAUCGAAGUGUAUUCGUGUGCGAAUGAAUUCAGGAAGUAACAAUGGCAGGGGAAGGAACUCCAGGAAAAGAAAAAAUCGAGAUGAUAAACCAUAUGAUUCUAGAGGCUCUGAUAGUAGUUGGCCAGAAAACCUUGGCAAGUUUCUUAGGUUUCAUCUUUACAAGGAGAACAAGGAUACACAAGAAGCCCUUGGGCUCCUUGCUAAGAUGCUUGGCACUAAGCCCAGGUCCUUUGGUUUUGCUGGCACAAAGGAUAAACGUGCAGUAACCACUCAGAGGGUUACCGUUUUCAAGCAGCGGGCAAGUAAGUUAGCUGCACUUAAUGAGAAAUUGAUUGGUAUUAAAGUUGGAAACUUCUGCCAUGUUAAUGAAGGACUUGUUCUCGGGCAACUCCAAGGAAAUAGAUUUACAAUUACAUUAAGAAGCAUCAGUGCUGAGAAUGAAGAUAUUAUUAGAGCAGCUGCUACUUCUUUAGGGGAGAACGGAUUUAUCAACUAUUUUGGUUUGCAGCGCUUUGGAAGCAGUUCUAUAGCUACACAUCUCAUUGGAGCCGCAUUACUGCGAGGGGAAUGGAAAGGUGCUGUAAGCAUGGUUUUGGAGCCGCGAGAAGGAGAGAAGGAUGCCACAAGACAGAUAAGAGAAUAUUACAAGGAGAGUGGUGACAUUGAGGGUACUUUAAGGCAGUUGCCACGAUAUCUUGUUGCAGAACGUUCUAUUCUGCAAUGCUUCCAAAAGAGUCCUGGGAAUUACUUACAAGCUUUGUUGGCAAUACCUAGGACAUUGAGAAUGAUGUUUGUGCAUAGUUAUCAGAGCUAUUUAUGGAACCAUGCAGCGAGUAUGAGAGUUCAAAACUAUGGUAUGCACCAGGUUGUAUUGGGUGAUUUAGUAUACUGCAAAGAAGAAGAUAAUGACAAAGAAACAUUAACAUCUCCUUUGGAGUGUGAAGAUGACACUGGCGAUGAUGAUACACACUUUGAUUGCAAUCUUGAGGACAUACCAGUGGCUGAUCUUUCUGAAGAAAAAAAUGCAUCUGUUAAGGUCAUAACUGAGGAGGAUAUUGCUGCUGAAAGUAUUCUAUUGAAGAUAUUGUCCUUCCUUUACAGGAAUGGUAUCAGCUUGACGGAGAGUGCACAUAAUUCAAAUGCCGCCGCCAAGGAUGCCCGGGUCAGCCUCGCCAUCUCAGAGGCGUACGUCGACGACGGCUGCGACGGCGUCGACACCCAGUCGCCCAAGUGUCCGAAGAUCACCAUCUCCGGCAAGCUGAGGAAGCUCCCGGCGAAGUCGCGCGAGGGUGUCCGGCGGGGCAGGCCCUGUUCAAAGCCCACCCGGCUUUGCAGGGUUCCGAAAAUGAACGGGACCUUCAGCGUCUACCGGCUGGACAUCCUCCAUCUCUUUCUCGUCAACCGUUCGCCCGAAGAGGGACCUCACGGUGGACGACUACCUCUACGUCGACUGAGUAUUGCCCAGUGGCGGAGCAAUUAA